Messenger RNA from Phaeoacremonium minimum UCRPA7, 492 nucleotides. RefSeq lists its product as hypothetical. Lineage: Eukaryota; Fungi; Ascomycota; Sordariomycetes; Togniniales; Togniniaceae. The transcript has a single exon. The record is from RefSeq and is a predicted model, not a curated record. Bases 1 to 492 code for a protein of 163 amino acids.
AUGUCGUCGUCGUCCCGAACAUACGAUGAGCUCGUGAAGCUCCACGAGAACGCGCCCGACCGUGCUGCCAUGGAACAGCAGCUGCAACAGCUCCGCCAGAACUCUCGUCUAUCGAUCCCGACCUUUGUCCGCAUCCCUGCAGCUUCCGCCGUCUCGUUUUCAAUCGGAAUGGGCCUGGGUCUUGCACAGGGCAGCAAGAUGGCCGGCCUCCAGUUCCGCGCCGAGCACGCCCACAAGCUGCCUACGACCACCACGGGAUGGUAUCUCUAUCACAAGAGCAAAAACUACCACGUUGCAUAUGGCGGCAUCAAGGAGGGCUUGAAGAUGGGCACAAGAGUCUGCGUGUGGACUACGGCCAUGUUCACUAUCGAGAACAUGUUCGACGUCUACCGGGGCUCAAUGGACUUCGUCAACACUGUCCUGGCCUGCGUGACAGUUGCAGGCGGCUUCAGUCUCUGGAGUAUGCCUUUGUCUAUUCCUACCUGGAUCUGA